Molecule: messenger RNA, 936 nt
Organism: Hermetia illucens (black soldier fly)
Lineage: Eukaryota; Metazoa; Arthropoda; Insecta; Diptera; Stratiomyidae
Product: piggyBac transposable element-derived protein 4-like
Exons: 2
Coding region: 1-936 (311 amino acids)
Source: RefSeq, a predicted model, not a curated record
AUGGAAAAGAAAAGAUCACUGACUCAAAAUGAAAUGGAGUAUUACGCAAAUCUCAGUGAUUCAGAAUUUGACGAGAUGUUUGAUGAGGAUGAUAACGAUAGUAGUGAUUAUGAACCUUCUGAUAAUUCAAGUGAUAGUGAAGAUAUGGUCGUCUCCGAAUGUGAAGUUGAUCCUGAACCUGAAGAUAAUAACGAUGAUUCUCAAACAACAACAUCAAAUGCGAAUGAUGAUUUGUGGACAGAAAUUCAACAAAAUCCUGAAUUAUUUAUUUUCCAAAAAAAUAUUGGUGUGAAAUUGGAUACGGCAAAUUUUACGGUACAUACGCCGGUGGACUUAUUUUUUUCGGAUGAAUUUCUUGCAUUACUGGUGGAACAAACUAAUUUAUAUGCUGCGCAAGAAAUGGAAAAACGCAAAGUAAUAAAAAAAAAUAACAGGUUAUCACAGUGGAAAGACGUCAGUGCUGCAGAGAUGAAAGUUUUUAUUGGACUUUUGUUGCAAAUGGGACCUUGCACUUUUCCAUCAAUCGAACAUUACUGGAGCACAAACAAGCUAUAUAAUGUAAACUUUUGGCGCUCACAUAUGAGUCGAAAUCGAUUCCAGUUGAUACUGCGUUAUUUUCAUUUGGUUGAUAACUCAAUACCAUCUGCCGACAGAUUAUACAAGGUGAGACCGAUACUAAAUCAUUUCAAUCAUGUUAUGCGUGAAAGCUAUGUACCAGAUAGAAAUAUUUGUAUUGACGAAUCCAUGAUGCUAUGGCAAGGAAGAUUGCUUUUCCGCCAAUAUAUAAAAAAUAAAAAACACAAAUAUGGUAUCAAACUGUAUGAACUAUGUUCACCUAUAAUAUCUUCGCCCGUUCCGCAUACAAUUUUAAUACGAGAGAUAAUUAAGGCCCAAGAAGACUAUAUGGAGGAGAUCCAACUACCAGCGUAUGCUUAA